CAAGUUUUCGCUGAGUGCUCUGGUCCCCCUCUCUGGCUCUCUCUCUCCUGAUCUUUUUCUCAUCUGGCUACAUUGGCGUGUUCUUGGUAGUGAGCCAUGACACUGUUGAAGAUGAAAUUCACCCAGCAAAGGCGGGUGCGCCUCGCCCAGGGACUGUGGCUGCUGUCCUGGUUGGCAGUGAUGGGCGGCACCUUCAUUUUUUGUCUGGGAGUCUACCUAAAGAUAGAGUUGCUCCAUCGGAAUGAGGUGAUGGAAAGCACAGAGAUACACGUGGUACCCAACAUCAUGAUGAUAGCUGGUCUGACCUCCAUCUUCACCAACUGGGUCGCUGGACGUGUGUGUCAGGACUCCCUGGAUGCAAGCCGCUUCCCCCGGUGGAAGGUUCUCCUGCUGGGCUGGUUUGCUGUGGCCACACUCGUCUGCUGUCUGCUCGUCACUGUGGUGGUGCUCAGCUACGCCCUGCAGGGAAGCCUGGAAGAGUCCCUGAAGAUCGGCUUGAGGAAUGGUAUUCGUUUUUAUAAGGACACAGACGUGCCGGGCCGCUGUUUCCAGAAAGAAACCAUUGAUCGUCUGCAGAUGGAGUUUCGCUGUUGUGGCAACAACAACUUCAAAGACUGGUUUGAAGUUCAGUGGGUCAGCAGCCGGUACCUGGACUUCACUUCCAAGGAAGUAAAAGAUCGUAUUCGGAGUAACGUGGACGGCCGUUACCUGCUGGAUGGCGUUCCUUUCAGCUGCUGUAACCCCACCUCCCCUCGGCCCUGCCUACAGUACCGCCUGACAGACAACAGCGCCCACUACAAUUACGAGUACCAAACUGAAGAGCUCAACCUGUACAGCCGCGGCUGCAGGCAGGCGCUCACCGACUACUACAUGGAUCUCAUGAACUCCACGGGUCCUGGUGUGCUGUCCGUCGUGUUAAUCCAGCUCUCCGUGAUCAUGAGCCUGCGGUACCUGCAAACAUCCGUGGAAGCUGCCAUGGCAUUGGAGAACCCAGAAGGGGACAGUGAAGGUUAUCUGCUGGAGAAGGGCUUGAAGGAAACCUUUGAGAACCUCAAGGCCAGUGCCCUCGGCAUGCUUAAAUUUGGUCAGAUUAAUCCUUCCACUGAAGAUUCCCCUGCAGCUCCAGAUGCUGAGAAGGCUGCUGCUGACACCAUCACCGAGAAGGCUGCCAGCCCUACUCCUGCCAGCUAGAAGAAAACAUGACAACAUAUGUGCUGAGGAGGAAGGGGCGCAGGGGGGAGUUGUGUCUCAGGUUUCGUGGCUCUGUGGAUAGAACAUCUUUUGGGUUUGACAUUAGGCUUGACUUAUUUUCUCCAGUGCAGCAGCCGCAGCUCCCUUGCAUAUGGCCAAAAACCCCAUAAGGAAUCUUCUCAGGUCCUGCCCAGACAAACAUCUCCUCUGUGCAGGACUGAAUGAAAGUGUAAUCACCACAGAAUUUUUUUCUAAGGAGAUGUGUAGUUUUCAAUUCUCACUGUACCUAGAGGAGAGUCUAAAUGCAUGUAGUGUAAACUCACACAUCGACACAUUUCACACAUUUCAAAUUGGCAACAUCACAAUCACAAAAGUUCAUCCCAUGUGCACUGUAUUCAUUUUGCAGCUGUAGACUUUUGAAGAAACUGCAAUGAAAUGUAUAGGAACCUGUUAAAAAUGCACAUAAAAUAUAUUAAAGGUAGAUGUUUUUAACUGCUUUGUAGUGUCUGCUUCCUUUUGUACGCGCAGUGUUGGAGUGGUGCAGUUGAACUGGCUGUGGGUUAUCCAAGGUGAGAUGGAUUAAUUGUGAGAGUGUGAUGCCCCAUAUGAAGCUGUCAUCUAGUCUAUUCUGGUAGCUCUGCAACAAUCUGAUAAUCCUGGUGUAGUUAAUCCCAGAACUGCUGCACAAGCAGUAUCACCCCACAGCGCCA
Molecule: messenger RNA, 1901 nt
Organism: Thalassophryne amazonica
Lineage: Eukaryota; Metazoa; Chordata; Actinopteri; Batrachoidiformes; Batrachoididae
Gene: rom1b
Product: retinal outer segment membrane protein 1b
Exons: 5
Coding region: 97-1191 (364 amino acids)
Biological process (GO): visual perception
Cellular component (GO): membrane
Source: RefSeq, a predicted model, not a curated record